Molecule: messenger RNA, 1296 nt
Organism: Talaromyces amestolkiae
Lineage: Eukaryota; Fungi; Ascomycota; Eurotiomycetes; Eurotiales; Trichocomaceae
Exons: 2
Coding region: 1-1296 (431 amino acids)
Biological process (GO): mitotic sister chromatid cohesion
Cellular component (GO): nucleus; chromatin
Molecular function (GO): protein-lysine-acetyltransferase activity
Source: RefSeq, a predicted model, not a curated record
AUGCCGUGGACGGUCACAAACUCAUUCAAAAGGGGCCUCAUGAAAACUUACGGGAGACCUUCCCGUCGCAUCUACGAUGAUGACACUUUCCACGCUUCGAAGAAACGACGCGUGGAAGCAGUCGACGACUCGUACGACGCCGAGUCCAACCUGCGAUAUGCCAUCCGCGAAUCCUCCAUUGCCAUCACAGCCGUGACCGCCUCCAGCCCAUCACGGCGCAACUCGGUCAUAUUCUCGGAGAUCACGCAAGAGGACGACGAGGAUGACGGUGAGCUAUCGACACCACCGUCGUCACCACCGCCCCCUCGUUUGACACCCCCACCUGCCAACACGCGAAAACCGACGUUUGCAUUUCUGAAGCGCAAGAAAUCGACGAUUAAGGAGUCAAACGGCAGUCCCUUGACCGAGGUGAAUUCGAAUAGUGUUCGGUCGUUGGUGGAUCAGCCAAAGAAGAGUCAGCCACCGCAGCCCCCUGUAUUGAAGCAACUACAGAUCGACGCCGGGAUUACCGUGCGACGCAGCUGCAAUCUCUGUGGUAUGGAAUAUGUACCAUCCAACGCCGAAGACGCCGAUUUGCACGACAAGUUUCAUUCGAUGAAUGCGGUUGGUAUCGACCUCGGCAGAGCGUUUGUCCGAGGAAACGCGUCGCGUUGGGUUUACGAGGCGGCACGAUGUGACGAGGGUUAUAUUGUGAUUAUUGACCGGAAGGCAUCCCCGUCAACAAGAAAUCAAGCCAAGAAAGUGCUCGAUGUUGUGAAUCGGGAAUUGUCAUCGCCGCCGAUCGAUGACGCUACCUUGUGGAGCCAGAUUGAGCCUCCGAAACGUCUGCGCAAGAAUGGAGCAAAGGAAGAGACCGAUCGAUUUAAGGUGUUUUUGCAUAUGAAGGAUAGCAAAUGCAUGGGAUUGUGUCUGGCGGAGCGAAUAUGGGAAGCGCAUCCGGUCAAGUUGGAUGCGAAUGCCAGGACUGACGGCACCAACGACAGUAUUAACGGUGCCACAAAUGGCACAAAUGGCACUGGCGACGUGCAUCGAAGUUCUUCAGUCAGUGUUCACGACACGCUCGAUCCCGCUAUUGUUGGCGUUUCGCGAAUCUGGACCUGUGGCUCUGCGCGUCGAAGAGGUAUUGGCAUGGAUCUACUGGACUGCGUUAUCAGCAAUUUUAUCUACGGACUGGACAUUCCCAAGGAACAGAUCGCGUUCACGCAGCCGACCGAGAGUGGACUUCGCCUCGCCGAAUGCUUCUUUGGUGUGGGUGAGCCCUGGCACGUGUAUAACGAGGGACCAUGUGUCUCAUAG